This is a messenger RNA of Schistosoma turkestanicum, 2157 nucleotides long. NCBI's taxonomy places the organism in Eukaryota, Metazoa, Platyhelminthes, Trematoda, Strigeidida, Schistosomatidae. The record is from the annotation of a GenBank genome assembly.
AUGUUAUUCUUCACAUUGACUCAUUUAUCAACAUUAUUGUGUAUUAGUAUUACUAUUAGUAAUAUGAUUGUACAAUCUAAUGCUCAAACAAAUAUAGAUAUCACUUUAUCUCAUGGUGGAAUAAUUCGUGGUCAAGAAGAAACUGUCAUUAUAAAUGGCAAUACAAUUCAAGUGAAUCAUUUCUUAGGUAUACCCUAUGCUAUGCCACCAAUUGGUGAAUUACGUUUUGCUCCACCUAAAAAACAUCCCGGUUGGACUGGUCUACGUAAUGCAACUAAAUUACCAGCAACAUGUUGGCAAUAUAUAUUUGGAGGAUUUGAUGCAGUCAAUCCAGCUGGUAAAAUGUGGAUUAAUAAUACGGAAAUGAAUGAAGAUUGUUUGUAUAUGAAUAUAUGGACACCGAAAUCUACGACGACAACUGCUGCGCCUGGUGCUGUGAACAAUCAACGUUUCCCUGUGAUGGUAUGGAUAUACGGUGGGGGGUUUACAUCAGGCAGUGCUAAUCUACAAGUCUAUAAUGGUGCUAUACUUGCAGCGAAACAAAAUGUCAUUAUUGUAUCAAUGCAAUAUCGUGUCGGUGCAUUCGGUUUCUUACGAUUAAAUCCCAAUGUUGGCAAUAAUCAUAGCCAAUUAGAAAGUGAACAACAAUCAAUUGCUUUAGGUAAUCAAGGUUUACUAGAUCAAUUGAUGUCAUUACAAUGGGUACAUGAAAAUAUUCAACAUUUUAAUGGUGAUCCAAAUCAAGUGACAUUAUUUGGUGAAUCAGCUGGAGCUGUCAGUGUAUCGAUUCUAUGGAUGUCACCAAUGGCUCAACCAUAUUUUCAAAGAGCUAUAUUACAAUCUGGUAGUGUAUAUGCACGAUGGGCUUUAGACAGUGCGAAUGAAGCGCAUGGAAAAGCAGUUGAAUUUGCUUUAGCUUGUGGUUGUAAAUCCCCAUCAUUAGAUCGUAAUGCAAGUUUACGAUGCCUACAAAAUUUGGAUCCAUUAACAUUAGUCAAUCAAUUGGAUAGUAUAAACACAGCGAUUGGUCAACGUCGACAGCAUACUUUUCAACAAUGUUUACACCGUAAGGAUGAAUCUACUCUUCUUCUUCCAGGUCAAUCAACAAGUACACGAUUAUAUUUUGAUGUUCCUUUAAAACCGGUUAUCGAUGGUUUACUUAUCCCAAAACAUCCUGAUGCAAUUUUUAAUAAUGCAAAGAAUUCCAGUGCAUUCAAAUCGAAUCCAGAAUUAUUAAUCGGUGUUAAUGAGAAUGAAGCAAUGUUUUUCAUUCUACCAGGUAUUUCAAUCAAUAAUACACAAUUUCUCUAUCCAAAUGGUACAGUCGACCUACCGAAUACAAUUCAAUUAGCCGCUGCUGCUGGUAAUAGACAACCGUCACAAAUCGAUACUAAGGAUGAAUUAGCUGAUUUCUACUGGAUUACAACAACACAAAUGUUAGAUGAAUCACAGAUGAGACUUGGUCUUGCGAAAAUCCCUGCCUAUUAUUAUAAUUUACCAAUACGAUCUACUUCAACAAGUGGUUUUCAAGAUCCAGAUACAAUGAAAAUGACAGCUGAAGAAUUAAUGCAACGUUUAGAUCGACUAGCUGGUGAUUUAGAUUUUGCUUGUCCUACUUUAAAUUUUGCUGAACAUGUAGCUAGAUUACCAAAUGCUAAAGUAUUUCUAUAUCGUUUUAAUAAACGUACAAAAGCAUUACCAUUACCUAAAUGGACAGGUGUUAUGCAUGGUUAUGAAAUUGAAUAUAUCUUUGGUAUGCCAUAUGAUGCAAAAUUUUCUAAAGAAUUUUAUAAAUUUACUGAAGAUGAAGAACAAAUGAGUUCAUUGCUUAUGAAAUUAUGGACCAAUUUUGCUAAAACUGGUAAUCCAUCUAAGGAUGAAAAUAAUAUAUUACAAAAACCAGAAUGGCCUUUAUAUCGUCGUACAGAUGAAUUAAUUACCAGUGAAUCUGAUUAUCUUCUUAUUGAAGAUGAAUUGAAACCAGCUACAGGAUUACGUCGUGAUCGAUGUCGAUUUUGGUUACAUGAAAUGAACGACUUGGCGAAUAUAUUACAAAAUACAUGUGACCUUCGAUCAGCUGGGAUAAAACCAAUUGGAAAUUAUAUUUUAUUCACUGGACUAUGGUUCAUUCUUUUCAUAUGGAUAUUUAUUUCAUAA